AUGGGGCGGCCAGUGCGAAACAGCUCCCCGCCAAGAGUGGCCCCCACCCCUUCUUCCAGGGCCACAAAACUUCCCCAGUCUGCAGUGUGUCUUCUGGGCCACAGCUGCUUGCGAGGGUCCUUCCCCGCUAGUCCCUGGCCGACCCCGACCCCAAUUGGCAAGAUGUGUGUGUUUCAGGGGCGCACAUGUGGUCUCACGCAGGCAGAAGCGGGACCUGAGCCCCAGCUCUGGAGAAUCCUGCAGGCACAGCUGGAGUCAGCAAAUCAAACACACCUUCAGCUCAUCUCCAUAUCUCUGAUCGAGAGCGUUUCCUGUCAGGCAGGCCACAGCUCUAAGCUCACAGAUUACCACACAUGCAAGUCGUGUGUGUUUUAG
Molecule: messenger RNA, 375 nt
Organism: Knipowitschia caucasica
Lineage: Eukaryota; Metazoa; Chordata; Actinopteri; Gobiiformes; Gobiidae
Source: the annotation of a GenBank genome assembly